AUGCGUUUAUUCCUACUAUUGUCGUACAUUUUUAACGUUCUAAGAGGAGAAAUCGGUAAGUUUCCCACGUUUUUGCGGUUUUUAAAGGGUUUCGGUUUAGAUGACACGUUUAACCCGACAAAAUGCGAAACUUGUGCUCUUGUGGCAAUGGAGUUCAAUCAUCAAGCUUCCCGAAUUCAUAAGGUGAGUAGUUGUAGUUGUUCAUUACAAAAAAAGUGUUUUUCAGCGCGUUUCGUCUGAAUUUGCCGAACUGAUUGAGAAUUUCUGCUUUGGAUUUAACAAAUUUUAUGUGAGUUCACUUUUGCGAGUGUGGGCUGAAAAAAAGAUAGUAAUUUCAGGUUCACAAAGAGAAAACGGGACUGGCAAGGUUUUCUAACGAACCAUCAAAGACAAUGACAACGCUGAGACAAAUGAGAAACAAAGGCGUCAAGGUGAGAGUUUUCAGACUAACAAUGCGCAUUUCUCAUGUAACCGGCCAAGAGAGAUUCUAAAUUUUUAAAUAUUUGAGCUUGACUCUAAAACCAAGAAAAAAUUGAGAAUUCUAUGAACUCAUAAAUUCUAAGCACAAACUGCAUUUGUUAAAAAAGCUUUAAUAGCCGUAAAUGUCUACUGGUCUGGAAACCUUGAAGGUCUAGACAGACUGAUAUGCAAAGAAGUGUAGUGACAAGAAGUCUAGACAAAGAAAAAAGAAGAGAAACUUCGGAAUUACUCAAGAUUACCUAAUGAAAAUGCACUUUUUGACAUGUUUCACCAUUAGUUCGGCUGAAAUGACUUUUCGAGUAGAUCUUUUCCCUCUUCUCCUAUCUCAUCUGUUGUAAAUCCCUCAGGAUUCAUUGCUUUUCUCUCCUUUUUCCGUUUCUUCGUUUUUUCUUCGCAUCCUUUCCAUUUCAUGGAAAAGGUUUAGGGUUCAUGCAAAAAGUAAAGCAACUAAUGGAAAAUGGAGAGAAAGAAGGUUCAUAGAACAAAAAGUGAACGUUCUUAGAUGGUGUGAAGCGAUGAAACCGGUUUUUAUGGUUUUUUGAGAAGGCUGUGUAUGGAAUGUCGUGUUAUAGUGCAAAGUACACAAAAAUUAUUGAAUGUGACAAUGAUUCUACACAGAUAAGAAGUAAAAAGUAGCUGAAUAGGUUAUCAUUCAGACUUCUGAGAAAAAAAUUUGGAGUCUGGCGUGGAAACAAAUUGAAUGUUCAUUUCACCUAAACUGAUCAAACUCUUGUUCUUCUACCUUCGGUUGAUUCCUUCUUAACUUUCAAUUAUGAUAUCUGAUGCUUACCACGUCCUUGAUCUUAUGUUGAAAUCUUAUCACAAAUUAUUCAUCUAAUGUCACGCGUGUCCGUCCUUCCAACGUUUUUUUUCUGUUCCCUAUCAAUCUUCAAUCCUGAUUCAUCCGUCUGCCAGUCCCUAACAGGUAUAAAAAUCCAUGAAACAGUCUGUGCGCGUGUGUCAAAAGUCUGUAUGGCUGAGUAAUUGAAAUCCAUUAAACAGAGAAAGGGAGAUUACCUUUCGGACUCUCAUGUCGCUAAUCGCAACAUUUCAAAUGGAACAUAUCCGAAAUGGUGUAGUUACCUGUAUAAUUAUGAUGUGUUUGGUACACACUCACUCACAUGGAUAUAAUGGACUUCUCAUGGAUCGGAAUGAAUUGUCGCCGGACGCACGGCGAGGGGGAAAGAGUGUGCUAAACUGGUUUCGGUAUGUCCGAAUUUCUCUAAUGUGUCGGAUGCCUGAAUGGUCUUUACCGUCAGGUUGAAAUAGAAAUGCGCUAAAAUCAACGCAUUGUUGCCAAUUUUUCGCCAUACUGCACCGCAAUUAUGAAGUUAAUGGGUAUGUUGGUGUAGUGUAAGUCAUCUCAUGCGCAAAAAAUUCAUUUCGUUUCAAUCUCCCCUCGGAAUUGGGUUACGGUCAAACCGCAACACUUGUUUCCAAUUACCGAAAAGUGCAAGUACAGUAAUCGGAGGAUGAUGUAUGUGUCUAAAGUCCAAAAACGUCGGCUGACAUCAAUUAGGUUAGGAUUUUGGUCAGAUGUUUGAAACAAGCUAAUGGCGCCUAAUGUCCGCAAAAAAGCUUUUAUAAAAAGUUCGCAGUGAAAUUGUUCAGAAAGGAGAAGCAACUGGUGCUUUUGACUUGAAACUACAUGCUAACUUUUUGGGAAAAAGUUCUACUGAAACUUAUGUAUUGGUAGCACAACUCUAUGAUAAAGGUAAUACAAAAUAAGUUGAUAACUAGCAGAAGUACAGUCCCUUUCCAACGGUUCAUGAAAUUUACAGUACAUAUCCCCCACCGAGAUAGCACUUUCAUUCCCCAACAGCUUCUGUUGUUUUUUCAGGUGGAACUCGGAAUGCCCGAAGAGCUCUGGGACCAACCAUCAGCCGAAAUCGUUGUGCUCCGUCAAGGAUGUGAACUCAUCGUCGAAAACUUCGAAGAUCUCAUGGAAUCCUGGUUUCUGGAGAGGAAAAGUCUCAAUGAUCUAAUGAUAUCUGUGUGUAAAAUGGGAGCUUUACGGUACGAAAAUACCGAUUGUCUGCCCAUGGGUUCCGGAAGAAAUGAAUUGUAA
This is a messenger RNA of Caenorhabditis sp. 36 PRJEB53466, 2548 nucleotides long. The record is from the annotation of a GenBank genome assembly. Lineage: Eukaryota; Metazoa; Nematoda; Chromadorea; Rhabditida; Rhabditidae.